Molecule: messenger RNA, 750 nt
Organism: Tetrahymena thermophila SB210
Lineage: Eukaryota; Ciliophora; Oligohymenophorea; Hymenostomatida; Tetrahymenidae
Exons: 1
Source: RefSeq, a predicted model, not a curated record
AUGUAAAAAAAACUACUUUUUAUUACUGCAAUUAUUUUGCUCAUUUCUUUCAGCUAAUCAAAGCCUGAUCGUAAUUUAAGAAAUAUCUUAAGGUGUUUUUCUUAAAUAGGUGAUACAAUAAAAGAUAUCACUACUCUAGUCGCCACUAUCCAAGAGAAAAAGGACAUAUCUGCUGUACUUAAAUCUAUAGGAGAUGUUUCUAGUUAAAUAAGGCCAUUGAUGUAUGAAUGCUCAAAUCCAAUUUGCUUAAUUGAUGCUCAGAAAAGAUGUGAAGAAUCAACAGGAAAAUCUUGCGAAUAAUAUGGUGCUAUUAUGUAUCCUAAAUGUGAAGAGGGUUUCUACAAUGUAGGUUGCUGUUUGUGCGAAUCAUCAUGUCCUCCUGGAUUCAGAGACGAUGGAUUAUUUUGUGCUAAGCCUGAGGCUUAUGGAAGGGGCGCUGCUCCUGACUGUCCAUCUGGAACAACUGAUAUUGGAGUUUCUUGUACAAAACCCGUUUAUGGUAGAGGAGUUGGUUAUCCAAUGUAAUAUGAUGAUUGUUAAACCUAAUCAUCAUAAAAUAGUUACCAAUUAUCAUAAAAUAAAGAUUCUUCAGAAUAUCUAUCACUUAAUACUGAGUAGUUGAAAGAUAAAAUCUUAGAAUACUCCUAGAAAUUCAUGCAAAAUAAAGAAAACAAAGACUUGUCAGUUAAGUUUGCUACAGAAUUAUCAAAGUUGAUGGCUGCAUUAGAGGUCAAAUCUUCUAAAAAAUGA